Giardia duodenalis is the source of this 1761-nucleotide messenger RNA. RefSeq names its product Kinase, AGC Akt. The transcript has a single exon. Gene Ontology annotation, molecular function: ATP binding; protein serine/threonine kinase activity. Gene Ontology annotation, biological process: protein phosphorylation. The coding region runs from base 1 to 1761 and encodes 586 amino acids. The record is from RefSeq and is a predicted model, not a curated record. NCBI's taxonomy places the organism in Eukaryota, Fornicata, Diplomonadida, Hexamitidae.
AUGAGCGACACAGACGUGCGUAUCAAAUAUGCUGUCACCAAAACAUCUAGCCGCGGGAAAAAGCAACCUCGCUCACUGGUGUUGACAUCGAAGUCCGUGCAGAAUGUGAUGGGUAACUCCAUUCAGUGGGAAAGACCCGUUCAGGAGAUAUAUGGAAUCCACCGCUCAACAAAGGAGCCGAAGGCCUUUGUGAUCUCCUUUUUGCAGACCUACCGCUUCGAUGUCGAGUCUGCCGACCAGGUCUCCUCGAUAGUCUCUGCAUUUCAAAGACUAAAUCUUGGCGAGGUCUUUGUUGAUGACAAGAUCGGUGCUUAUGGCCUCCAAACAGACAAAGGUAAGGGCUACAAGAAGGGUCAUGUUAAUGUCUCAUCGGAUGAAGACGGAGACAUUGGGGCUACUGGAGCUGUUUCUCAGGCGGCAGAUGCACCUGCUUCUUCAGGUCAGAAGGAUAGACCUCGCACUACGAUACUGGAGGAUGACCUGGACGAGAAUAUAGAGUACGUUGAGGACACACGUGUUCUGGCGCACCAGAUAGAAACCCUUCCAGAGACAGAAGUCCUUGAAACUUUCUGCAACCCUGUUGCCGCCUAUAAAUUCGUGCGGCCCCCCAUCUUUCCGCAGGUUCCUCCCUCGCAUGCCAAGGUGAUGAGGCCUCAGAACUUUGAGCUUGUCUCUGUCGUAGGCAAGGGUUCGUUCGGUAAGGUCUUUCUGGUUCGUCGCGUUGAGGACAACCGCUUCUUCGCCAUGAAGGUGCUUAAGAAGCGCAAUGUUCUGGAUCGCCGACAGCUCGAGCACCUCAAGGCCGAGCACAACAUUCUGCAGAGCUUCAACCACCCGAACAUGAUCAAGCUCUAUCACUCCUUCCAAACGCGAACGCGCCUGUUUCUCGUGACAACGUUUGCAACUGGUGGAGAGCUCUUCUAUCACCUGAAGAAAAUAGGGAGAUUUCCAGAACCCCUUGCUGUCUUCUACCUGGCUCAGAUAGUUCUCGUGAUCGAGUACUUGCACAAGCACGAUAUCGUCUUCAGGGACAUGAAGCCGGAGAACCUCCUUUUAGAUAACCAUGGGAACAUCUUGCUCACUGACUUCGGUCUUUCCAAGACUGGCAUUUCAGCUGACAAUUCUGGGGGCGCAGGGGUCUGCUCGGGAAGCUUCUGCGGCACCCCUGACUACCUCUCUGGGGAGAUUAUCUCUGGCGUACCGCAUGGCAAAAUGGUAGAUAUCUGGGCCUUGGGCGCCCUGCUCUUUGAGAUGCUUGUUGGGUCUGCACCGUUCUCCUACGCCAGUUCGACGAGUACCCACGGAGGCAACGCCCGCUCUGAACUAUAUAGACGCAUCCUUAAGAAUAUCAUCGUGUUCCCGGUCUUCAUCAGUGCAGAGUGUAAGAGCUUUAUAGCUAAAUGCUUAAGCAGGCGUCCCAAGGAUAGGCCAAACUUCGAUGAAAUCAAGAAGCACGAGGUCUUCCGAAAGAAUAAGAUUGAUUUCGAUAAGCUAUACAGGAAAGAGAUCCAACCUCCGUUUAAGCCCAAACUUGAGCAGUCGUGUAUCCUUGCGGUGGACGGGAAGCUACUGAAGAAUCCUCUAGACAAUAUAUAUCGCUACAUAGCCCCGGAAGCGCUUGUCGUCAACUUUGAUGCUAAGUUCACCUCUGAGUCUCCUAUUCUGCCUCCUUCCACACAGACCGAUAGCGUCACGAUGCAAGAGGAUAAGAAUUUCAAGGACUUUGCGUGGACUGCACAGGACGCAUUUGAUAAACUAUAG